Messenger RNA from Acipenser ruthenus (sterlet), 2898 nucleotides. Its product is annotated as zinc finger protein 664-like. The record is from RefSeq and is a predicted model, not a curated record. NCBI's taxonomy places the organism in Eukaryota, Metazoa, Chordata, Actinopteri, Acipenseriformes, Acipenseridae. The coding region runs from base 868 to 2328 and encodes 486 amino acids. Gene Ontology annotation, biological process: regulation of cytokine production; negative regulation of transcription by RNA polymerase II; regulation of immune system process. The transcript has 4 exons.
GCUGCUGCGUUCAAUCACAGCGUCCCUACUGAUAUAGUGCUAUACCAACUCCAGCAUGAGGGAGGGGGGAUUCAAAUUGUAUUCACUGGAAAAACUACAGUACAAAUAGCUCAUUUACGAUGUUAGAAUUGAAAGUAUUGUUAAUUUUUAAUUAAAAAAUAUCACAAUUCCAUUUGCCGUCCAUAUUAGAUGAAUUGCCAAACCGAACUAAACGGUUUAUAUUUUGCUAUUGGUAUAUUCCUCGUUCUGCAGCGCCUCCCUCGUUCUGUGGAAGGCAGACAAACACUGAGAUAGGAGAUUUGGAGUGGCUGCUAACGGCUCUCGUGUGAAGAGAAGAAAGGACACAUUCACUGACGGGACAGUCUGAGCAAGUGAUUAGAGCCGUGCUGCAGAUCCCACUGACAAUACCUGAAGACUGCCUUAUCUUGGUGAAAAACAAGGAACAAAGAUGGAUUAUUUUUACAUUAAACAGGAGGAGGUUCUGGAAUUUGAUCCUUUCCACAUUAAAGAAGAAACUGAACUGGAGCCUGUCCACAUUAAAGAGGAAGAGACUGAACUGGAGUCUGUCCACAUGAAAAAAGAGACUGAACUGGAGCCUGUCCACAUUAAAGGGGCAGCAGUGUGGAGUAGUGGUUAGGGCACUGGACUCUUGACCGGAGGGUUGUGGGUUCAAUCCCCAGUGGGGACACUGCUGUUGUACCCUUGAGCAAGGUACUUUACCUAGAUUGCUCCAGUAAAAACCCAACUGUAUAAAUGGGCAAUUGUAUGUAAAAAAAAUAAUGUGAUAACUGUAUAAUGUGAAAUAAUGUAUAAUGUGAUAUCUUGUAACAAUUGUAAGUCGCCCUGGAUAAGGGCGUCUGCUAAGAAAUGAAUAAUAAUAAUAAUAAUAAAGAGGAAGAGACUGAACUGGAGCCUGUCCACAUUAAAGAAGAGGCUGAACUGGAGCCUGUCCACAUUAAAGAAGGGGAGUCUAUUGACUUGUUGCUUAAGGAUUCAGAAAGCAUAUCCCGGCCAAAGAUGUUUUAUCAAUGUACUGAAUGUGGGAAAAGCUUAAGUCGGUUAGGACACCUAAAAAGACACCAGCGAAUUCAUACUGGAGAGAAGCCGCAUCACUGUAUUGUAUGUGGGAAGAGUUUCACUCAGUCAGGAUCCCUGAAAAGACAUCAGAAAAUUCACACUAGAGAGACACCGUAUCACUGUUCUGAAUGUGGAGAGAGCUUCGGUCAUAUAGAAAUCCUAAAAAUACACCAACGAUUGCACACUGGACUGCCUUAUCUUGGCGAAAACCAAGGAACAAAGAUGGAUUCUGUUUACGUUAAACAGGAGGUGGUUCUGGAAAUGGAUCCUUUCUGCAUUAAGGAAGAAACUGAACUGGAGCCUGUCCACAUUAAAGAAGAGGAGACUGAACUGGAGCCUGUCCACAUUAAAAAAGGGGAUUCUGUUGACUUGUUGCUUAAGGAUUCAGAAAGCAUAUCCCGGCCAAAGAUAUCAUAUCAAUGUACUGAAUGUGGGAAAAGCUUAAGUCGGUUAGGACACCUAAAAAGACACCAACGAAUUCAUACUGGAGAGAAGCCAUAUCACUGUAUUGUAUGUGGGGAGAGUUUCAGUCAGGCAGGAACCCUAAAAAGACACCAGCAAAUUCACACUGGAGAGAAGCCGUAUCGCUGUACUGAAUGUGGGGAGAGCUUCAGUCGGUUAGGAAGUCUAAAAAGACACCAGCGAAUUCACACUGGAGAGAAGCCGCAUCACUGUUCUGAAUGUGGGAAGCGUUUCAGUCAUAUAGAAAGCCUAAAAAUACACCAGCGAAUGCACACUGGUGAGAAGCCGUAUCUCUGUUCUGAAUGUGGGGAGAGUUUCAGUGUGUUAGCAAACCUAAACAUACACCAGCGAAUUCACACUGGUGAGAAGCCGUAUCUCUGUUCUAAAUGUGGGAAGAGUUUCAGUCAGCUAGGAAGCCUAAAAUUACACCAGCGAAUGCACUCUGGAGAGAAGCCGUAUCACUGUACUGAAUGUGGGGAGAGUUUCAGUGUGUCCGCAAACCUAAACAUACACCGGCGAAUUCACACUGGAGAGAAGCCGUAUCACUGUAUUGAAUGUGGAAAGAGUUUCAGUCAGCUAGGAAGCCUAAAAAUACACCAGCGAAUGCACUCUGGAGAGAAGCCGUAUCACUGUUCUGAAUGUGGGGAGAGUUUCACUGUGUCAGCAAACCUAAACAUACACCGGCGAAUUCACACUGGAGAGAAGCCGUAUCACUGUAAUGAAUGUAGGAAGAGCUUCAGUCAAUUAGGAAGCUUAAAAACACACCAGCGAAUUCACAAUGGAGAAUAGCCAUAUCACUGUUCUGAAUGUAGGGAGCUUCAGUCAGUUAGGAAGCCUAAAAACACACCAGCAAAUUCAUAUUGGUGAGAAGUCGUAUCACUACCAAUUGUUGCAAGACAUUUGCUUUCACCAGUCAGCUGAAAAAGUGUAAAUGCCAGUUUUGAAAAUGCAGUUGAAACUGAUAGAAAUCAAUAUUCAGCAGUAUUACAGUGGUCUUUGUUUUCGGUCCUUCCAGUCCAGGUCUUUGUUUCAACCAGAUUGUAAAUGAAUGAAUCAACCUUCUUAUAAAUCAUUCAGGACCUCAUUUGAAGUGAGGGCCACUGCUCUAUACCAAUCAAACCUGUGUGAUGCUCCAGUGAUAAUUUAUUUUAAAGAAACCUGUUUCUGUGCCAACCUAAGUGGAUGUAAUCAUGCUUUAGUAUACAUGAGAGGAUGAGUGUGAGCCAAAGCAGCUGUCAAAUGUGUGCUUGUAUUUUGAUCCUCAAAUUUAUUUGAUAAAAGUAUAUUGAUUUUCUUAACAGUGAAAAAUAGUAAACUGUGUAAUUGUGUUCUUUCAAUAAAAUAAUCUUGUUCUCUUGA